Messenger RNA from Penicillium canariense, 888 nucleotides. It is a transcript of the gene aspf2, whose product is annotated as major allergen Asp F2. NCBI's taxonomy places the organism in Eukaryota, Fungi, Ascomycota, Eurotiomycetes, Eurotiales, Aspergillaceae. Gene Ontology annotation, molecular function: metallopeptidase activity; zinc ion binding; integrin binding. Gene Ontology annotation, cellular component: extracellular region; fungal-type cell wall; cell surface. The transcript has 3 exons. The record is from RefSeq and is a predicted model, not a curated record. Bases 1 to 888 code for a protein of 295 amino acids.
AUGGCACCUCUUUUGAAUGUCCUGCUUUUCUUAGCAACUACAGCUGCAGCUUUGCCUGCGCUUAGCUCUGGAAAUCAAUCCAGACCAUUCACUCAAACCAGUGUAUCUCCUUGGAACGAAGGCGCAGUGACGCAAUUUUCGAUUCACCCGAGUUGUAAUGCAACACAGCGUCGUCAAAUUGAGUUGGGAUUAGCGGAAGCUGUCACCCUUGCAGCCCAUGCUAGAGAUCAUAUCUUGCGCUGGAGAAAUGAAAGUGAAAUUUACCGAAAGUACUUUGGCAACAGGCCCACCUUGGAGGCUAUUGGGGCCUUUGAAGUUGUCGUGAAUGGUGAUAAGGAUGAUAUCUUGUUCCGUUGUGAUAACCCGGAUGGGAACUGUGCCCUCAAAGGCUAUGCUGGACAUUGGCGAGGCGAAAACGGCACGGAUGAAACGGUCAUCUGCGAUCUGAGCUAUGAGACUCGUCGUUCACUCUCAACGAUGUGUGGACUGGGCUAUACUGUCUCCGGGUCUGAGACCAAUACUUUCUGGGCUUCGGAUCUGCUGCACCGACUAUAUCAUCUCCCCACAAUCGGGCAAUAUUGGGUUGACCAUUUUGCGGAUGGAUAUGAGGAAGUCAUCAAUCUGGCCGCCGAGAACGCGACCCUGUCAACACACGAUUCGGAAACACUCCAGUACUUCGCACUAGAGGUUUAUUCUCAUGAUGUUUCUGUACCAGGAGUUGGCUGCCCUGGAGAACAACACUCACACCGUCACGACGAUGAGGUAACAGCUGACACAAGAGGGAGCGAAGCAACUGCCACAGCCACUACUAUCGAAGCCCCUUCCACGACAUCUGAUGUGCCCGCCAAUUGCCAUACCCAUGAAGGAGGGGAGCUUCACUGUACCUGA